AUGUCAGCAGACUGGAGUCCUUGCACUCCAGCCUUCAAAGGAAGUAACCUUGGCUGUUCCGCAAAUUGCCUGCGUGAACCAAUUGUCAUGUUUGCCAAUAUGCCAGCUGUAUCUGGAACUCAACGCACAGCAGUUCUGCCCAUGUUAAUAGAUCGUGGCUCAAAUCUGAAUUGCUUGUCAGGACUUGAAACAUCCCGUGAUGCUCCCAUUAAUGAAGACUAUAAAGUUGUGAGAUUUAUACACUUUUAUGGUGAUAGUCCUGAUGGGUUUUUUCACUGUGAGGUCAAAGUUUAUAGCUUGAAGUCAAAUUCUUGGAAAAGAAUUGAUGACUAUCCUUAUGACUUGAGAUUUAUUCUGCCACCUGAUUAUCACCCUCACUGUAGAAGAGGGUAUGAUGUGUUUGCUAAUAGUUCUGUUCAUUGGAAGGCUACUGUAGUGGGAAAGGGAAAAGAAAAUGGGAGUGAUAUGAUUGUCGCUUUUGAUCUUGGAGCUGAAGAGUUUAAGAUAAUACCACAACCCGAUUAUUCCAGCAAUGAACAUGAAAUGAAUGUGGGAGUUUUAGGAGGGUGUUUAUGUGUGUUUUGUAAUAAGAACUGUAAACAGGUUGAAAUAUGGGUGAUGAAGGAAUAUGGUGUGAAGGAAUCUUGGACUCAUUUAUGUACCGUUAUUGCACCGCUACAAGUGAAGGAAUUUUGGUUGUAUGCUAGACCUUUAGCUUAUUCAAAGGGUGGAGACAAAAUUCUGUUGGAAUUGGAUAAUAGGUUUUUUGUUUGGUAUGAUCUGAAAAGGAGAAAGUCCAAGAUUAUCAGGAUUCGUGGUGCUCCUCCUAUUUUUAUAGCUGAGAUUUGUGUAGGAAGCCUUGUCACACUAAAUGGAGGUGGUGAGGGUCAGACUAGUGGGAAGGACACACAAGAGAAAAGGAAGACUAGAAAGAAAAGGGCUGGUAAUAGAUGGUUUAGGAUGCAAACUUGGAAAAGUAUGGACAUGGAGCGCAUGGUUGGGGAUCUUUAUUAGCUUCUCUCUGAAUCUGGACUACAAGAAGUUAAUGUUAGUUUCAUAGGGAAUAUAGUUUUUCGGGCUUUAUAAUAGAGUAGCGUUUGGGGAACUCGGAUUCUUCUACUUGUGGACAGUUUUGUGGGUUGUACCUUGUUAGAACGUAUUUUAAAGCAGUUAAUAUGCUCUUUGAAGGA
Molecule: messenger RNA, 1190 nt
Organism: Populus nigra (black poplar)
Lineage: Eukaryota; Viridiplantae; Streptophyta; Magnoliopsida; Malpighiales; Salicaceae
Product: F-box protein CPR1-like
Exons: 3
Coding region: 1-1014 (337 amino acids)
Source: RefSeq, a predicted model, not a curated record